AUGGAGAGUUUACCAGUCGUGUAUCGUGCGAACCAAAUGCGUUGGAUGGCCUCUGAACUUUUUAAAGAAUGGCUGAAGGAUUGGGACAGAGAGCUACAACGCCAGUCGAGAAAAGUGCUGGUUCUUCUUGACAAUUGUGCAGCACAUCUUCAUUUAGAUUGCUUGAUGAACGUCCAGCUGAAAUUUCUACCUCCCAGGACCACAACUUCGGUGCAGCCAAUGCACAUGGGCAUCAUAAAAAAUUUGAAGACCCUUUAUCGUGCAAGAUUGGUUAAUUACAUACUUGAAGCAAUUGAAGAAAUUUUGCUGACCUCAUCGUCAAAAGCUAACGAAGUCAGUGCAAAGGUCAAAAUCUUGCAAGUAGUUACAUUUGUGGCUGACAGCUGGCGAAAAGUGAGCAGUGAGACAAUUCAGAACUGUUUUUCUCACUGUGGCUUUAAGCACUUGGUUUCGGAGAUGGAUGUGGACAUACUCAUUGAAAGUGAAAAUGAUGAUUUACAUGUGGAACUUCAACAGGUACAAAAUUACGAAGAAUUUUUAUCCAUGGACAAAGAGUUUCAAUGCUACGAUGAAAAUAAAGAUUACGACACUGCAAUCGUUGCUCGAGUUGCAGCAAAACACACGACAGCAUCGGACGACCAAGAAAGGGAUGAUGCCGCUAAUAAGUUGGUGCAAGUGACAACACAGGAUGCGAGGAAACUUUGCGUCGGUAUUUCAUGCAGGAAGGAAAUGAAGGCAGUCCCAUUGCUGCGUUAG
This is a messenger RNA of Stegodyphus dumicola, 756 nucleotides long. Its product is annotated as tigger transposable element-derived protein 6-like. The record is from RefSeq and is a predicted model, not a curated record. NCBI's taxonomy places the organism in Eukaryota, Metazoa, Arthropoda, Arachnida, Araneae, Eresidae.